Arctia plantaginis is the source of this 204-nucleotide messenger RNA. Lineage: Eukaryota; Metazoa; Arthropoda; Insecta; Lepidoptera; Erebidae. The record is from the annotation of a GenBank genome assembly.
AUGGAUAAAAAAAUGAUGAGAAGAAGACUUUUUAAUAUGACUGAGGAAGAGCGGGCAUCUGUACAAGAGAGGAACAGUCUAAGCGCCUUCCAGAUGCGUAGCGUGUUCCUCUCUUGUACGGAUGCCUAUCAGAUCGAAGAGCAGCCAGGCUUGAGGAUGCACAAUGGCGAGCACGGGCGUCGCGUGCUGCAGCAACAGAUUUAG